Molecule: messenger RNA, 4273 nt
Organism: Gymnogyps californianus (California condor)
Lineage: Eukaryota; Metazoa; Chordata; Aves; Accipitriformes; Cathartidae
Gene: MRAP2
Product: melanocortin 2 receptor accessory protein 2
Exons: 7
Coding region: 516-1223 (235 amino acids)
Biological process (GO): protein localization to plasma membrane; regulation of adenylate cyclase-activating G protein-coupled receptor signaling pathway
Cellular component (GO): endoplasmic reticulum; plasma membrane
Molecular function (GO): corticotropin hormone receptor binding; type 4 melanocortin receptor binding; type 1 melanocortin receptor binding
Source: RefSeq, a predicted model, not a curated record
UCGCCCGGGACGAAGCGGCGUUUCGGGGUCUGGCAGCGCGCACGGGGGCGCGGGCGGACGUGCCCGGUGCGGGUGGGAAGAUUGGGUAUUACCCUGAAAAGACCACAAGUUUGAUCUCAAAUCCUGCCCAUCUAGGAUCUUGAGAAUUAGCAAGAAGCAAGGACCAUUUGGUCGGGUUUGGAGGUAGUUGUUGCUGGUUACAUACAAGGCCAGUUUCAGAUGUACACAAAACCAGAUUUGCCUUUGUGGCCCCAGUGGUGGUGUAAGCCAUGAAGUUGUGCUUCAGAUAUGGUGUGUGUCCAGUUUUGCCUUUACAGUGAGUCAUUUUGAAAGGAGAAGUCUGGCUCCGUCAUCUCUGCACGCUCUGACUGCAACUGUAGACAGCAUUAAGGUCUCUCUGGAGCCACCUUUUCUCCAGGCUGAACAAACCCAGUUCCCUUAGGCUCUUGUGCACCCUGUGCUUCAGCUCCCUGACCAUCUUGGUGGCCUUCUACUGGACUUGCCCCAGCGUGUCCAUGUCUUUCUAUUAUUGGGGAUACCAAAACCGGAUACAGUACCUCAGAUACAGCCUUAGCAGUGGUGUAUGUAUAUUGAGGUGCAAGAUGUCUGCCCUGAGGCUGAUUUCUAACAGAACCUCCCAGCAGGCCUUGUCUAACUCUGAUUACACCUGGGAGUACGAGUACUAUGAGUACGGACCGGUGUCAUUUGAAGGCCUGAAGGCUCAUAAAUAUUCCAUUGUGAUUGGAUUUUGGGUUGGUCUUGCGGUUUUUGUCGUCUUCAUGUUUUUUGUCCUGACCCUGCUGACGAAGACAGGAGCACCACAUCAAGACAAUGCAGAACCUUCUGAAAAAAGAUUUCGCAUGAAUAGCUUUGUGGCAGAUUUUGGAAGACCUCUAGAGUCGGAGAGGGUCUUUUCUCGUCAAAUAGCUGAAGAAUCCCGGUCACUCUUCCAUUUCUGUAUUAAUGAAGUAGAACACUUGGGCAAAGCAAAACAAAAUCAGAAAGGUUCAGGUCUGGAGAGUAAUAUCCACUUCCAGGAAGUUCCCAGGAGCAGUGGAAUGUUUGAGGAGGACCUAAAUUGUCUUACAAAGUUUAACAUUCCUAACUUUGUGAACACUGAGCAGAACUCUUCACUAGGUGAGGAUGAUCUCCUCAUCUCAGAGCCACCAAUCAUUUUAGAAAGCAAAUCGGUCAUGCAAUCUUCCCAUCGGAUCCUUGACUGAAAAGUCUUUUACUUUAAGGUAAACAUUCCCGUUAUUGGCCAGUUUGAAGCGUUUCUUGGCCUUCUGGUAUUUUGAUAGAAGGUAUUUCAGACCUGUGGUUUUUAUUGUAUGUAAGACUGGCUGUGCUGACAGAACUCAGUUUAGAUAAGAAGUAAAACACUGAAUGCUUUAUUCUGAUGCCUUUUGUGGUCUAAACCUUUUGCCCAGCAUUAUUUUUGCUUCCUGAUUUUUGGGUUUUUUUUUUUCUUGUUUUGUUCUUUGUUUUUAAGUGACUGCUUAUGUCCAGCUUCUGAACGAUACCAUAAUAAUUUGUGGGAACUGUGAAGGCUGGAGCUUGCUAUUGGGAGGUAUAUGAAAAGUCCUCGGCCAAGAAAAGUGUAAACCUCAAAAUAAGACUGAAGCAAGGAAUAAACAGGCAGCCCCUGGGGAGAUUCUGCAGCUUCUGCCACUCCCAAAAAGGACACCUGAAACUGAGCAGCACAAUGGAUGUCUGCUUGGCAUUAACUUAUAUUUCUGAUUCCUAACUGCUUUUCAGUGCAGGUUAAACCCAACUUAAAAAGCUUCCAGAGAGAAUACCUUGCAUAUUAAAUUGUUCGGUUAUACAGCAUUUACAAAAUGCUACCACCACCUGCUGCUGAGUAAAAGCAAAUUGGUGCCUGUAAUUAUAGUACUUCAGAGUGACAUUCUGACAGCUGCCCAGUGAUGACCUGGAAUUUAAGUAUUGUACACACAAACAGUAAUUUGACCUUUUUUUUUAUUGCUUAUGUGAACUUCCAGUUUGGUAAGUGCAAGAUUCAGUAGCUAAAUCACAGGAAAUGAGAUAAAAACUGUUCUUUUGCCAAUAGUUACUAUAUGCAAAGGGUGGUGAUAUGUUAAGCUGGUGUUAUGCUUUGCUUAUAGGCUGAACCUUCCUGUGCUUUUUGGCUCUUUAAAUGGCCCUUUCUUGACUAGUGGGCCAGUGAAGGCCUAGCAGGCUUUGAGUUGUUGAGAGGACCAGCUCCAAAAGCAUAGCUGAGCUGCACUUGCUCCAUCUUCUUUUUGUACUUAGUUGCGAUGGUGUUGCAACCACAGCUGUUCUCCCAAGGAAAGGUUUGUUAAGGAAUUGAAGAGGUGUAAUUUCAACCUUUAAGUUUAUGUUUUAGAGAAGGAAUAAGGUUCUGAACCUUAGCCAGUACUUAAAUUACAUUUCAGCUUUCUUCAAAAGAUCGUAACUAUAACUAAUGGCCAAAUGGUUUUAGAGCAAGCACGUAAGAUGCAGAGGAACUGCGUUCAAAUCCUUUGCUGGAUUUGGAGUAAGAGUGCUCUGCAGGAAGUUCUUAAUUGAAAUGAAACUAGUGGAUUCAAGAUACUGUGCCUAACUGGGGUUUUUGAAAUUAACCUGCUUUGUAUACGACAUGUUUGUGUCAGAAUGAAAAUGCACCAAUGGCCUGCUGAUACAUUCUUCAGACACUUAAAUGCUGAUUAAUUCAUUCUUCCUUCACCUGACAAAUAAAAAAAAAAGUGAAUGGGUUGUGCAUUUAAAGAACACAAAGAGUGGGGGAAACCUCUUUUGUUUUUAUCUCCUGUGCCCUUAUUAUAAACCACUUAUACCUAAAUUUCCUGUUUUCAAAUGUAAUUCUUGCACUACUUCCUAGUGUUUAAAGUAAUGGGAUUAUACUUAAAGCACAGCAGAGACUGUUUAAAACUAGCAGAUUAUUGUUGAAAAUAGUUCCCAUGAGAAGACUGAAGUGAACGCUGUUACAAAUGAGCAUAGCUGCAUGGGUUGCAAUGUAGGUCUCCAGUAUGCUGCUUCAGGGUGCAGAAAAGGCCUCCUUUUACAGUAAGUACUUAACCACAGGUAUGAAGGCUGUAGCUGUGGACUUUCCUUUUCUCUUCCCAAAUUUCUUAAUUUGGGAAAUCUGCCUUUUGAGUGUGGCAACUGCUUCCUGCACCUCAAACAACCGUUAGCUAUCUGAUGGUUAAGCUUUGUCUGAACUGAAGCUCAAUAUUGUUCUUGCUGCUAAGCUCUGGGACUUCUACUAAAUGUGGCUCUUAUAGCCUAUUUCUGGAUGAGUGAGCUGCCUUCAGUCAUGUUUGAGCUAUUCUUUUUUAAUUUUUCCUUUGCUGUGCUUGAAAACAGAAAUGCUGCUUAAAUGAGGGGAAGAUCUGUGUAGAAUCUUUCUCCUCUGCAACUGAGAAAUUAAGCUUAAAGCAUUUAAAACUACGUUUCAAAAUAAUGCAGGUCUGGCUUUAGAGAAGCUUGCUAUUCCCAGUGGGCUAACCUAAGCUUUUCUUCUGCUACCUUAAAUCUUUGUGGCUUUUGUUUGGGUGCAUAACUGCUACUUCGGGGAGAAAGGAGAAGUAUUCAUGUGUAUCGAUGCUGGUGACACUUAAUGCCUAGAUGAAGGGUAUUUAAUAAAAUGAUCAAGGGAUAAUACCAACUUAACUUACAACACAUCUGUAUUGUAUUCUUAGUGUCCUUCUGAAGCAUGUAUUAAUCCUGUAAUGGUAUUUAAGUGUUUGGUUCCUGCUUCUGUUCUUCCCUGACAGGGGUUCUACUUCUUCCAUCUUUUCUCCCUUCUAUCUUCAAAGUCCUUCACACUGCUUUUUACAGAAAAAUAACCUGGCACAGCUCCCACAUGACUUCAGAAGCACUGUGGCAGCAAUACAGUCUGAUUCAGAUUUUUGCUCUGCCUCUGCAUUAGAGCAGAGUCAAAGAAACUUUUUGCAGUCUUCAAAAGCAGUUAUUUUAAAGCUGUUCCUUCUUUUUCCUUUUUAAGAACUAAUAGACACGAUGUUUUGCCUCAGGGGAAAGGGGACUGGUGUAAUAACCAACUUUGUAUAACAUGUUUAAAAAAAUUCAUCUUUUCCCAGAAAACCAACAUGAGUUGGUUCAUUAUGAAGUGAAUAGAAAGUGUUUUGACCAGGGUAAUCCUUCAAAAGGAGUACCUGGAAUUUAAUGGUGUUUGAAAAUGGAAUUAUUGCAAGUUUUUGUGGUGUUUGGGCUGUCUGUUUCAGAGCCUAUUCUCAAAACUCACUAUAAAUGCAUCACCUGUAGUAGAUUUAACUUC